Messenger RNA from Micromonas pusilla CCMP1545, 942 nucleotides. RefSeq lists its product as uncharacterized. Bases 1 to 942 code for a protein of 313 amino acids. NCBI's taxonomy places the organism in Eukaryota, Viridiplantae, Chlorophyta, Mamiellophyceae, Mamiellales, Mamiellaceae. The record is from RefSeq and is a predicted model, not a curated record. The transcript has a single exon.
AUGUCGGCGGACGACGGCGUCGACGCGCUCCUGCGCGAGUUCCCCGCGCUCGCGCGCGAGGGCGAUGGCCGGGUGAAGUGCACGCUCACCGGGCACGUCAUGGCCGCGCGUCAGGAAGCGAUCGCGCCGUACGUCCGCGGGAAGAAGUUCGCCGCCGCGCUCGCGCGGAGACGCGAUCUCGAUUCCCUGAAGCAGUUCGCGCCGCACAUCGUUCCCGCGAAGUACGCCCCCGGGAAGCUGUUCUGCAGGAUCACGGGGCGGUACGUCCAGGCGAAAGAGGCCGCGGUCGUGAUGCACAGCGCGGGGAAGCGGUUCGAGAAGGGCGUGGAGAUGCUCACGAGCGGCGAUUCCGGGGCGAAACUUUUGACCGAGCGUCCGCCCGAGGAGGUCGCCGCGGAGCGAGAGCGAGAGGCGAAGGAGCGCGCCGCGGCGGAGAAGCGGAAGAAGAAAGCGCAGGCCGCGGCGUUAGAGGCCGCGGCCGAGGCGAAACAGCUCGCGAAGAAGAAGCGACGGGAGGAGAAGGCGGCCGCGGCCGCGGCCUCGGGCGGCGGCGGCGGCGGCGGCGGCGGCGGCGGCGGCGGGAGAGAAGCGCUCGACCCGACGGCGGCGGCGAAGGAGCGUCUCCGCGUGAACGGCGGGUUCUCCGAGGAGCAGGGGUGCUGGGUGCCCCCGGCGCACGUCAUCGACACGGACGAGGACGACGACAGUGAGGACGACGAGGACGGGGACGAGACGUCGUCUUCGGAAGAGGACGCGAGCGACGACGACGGCUCCGAGGACGCCGACGAGGACGCCGACGACUCCGACGACGACGCGGAGGACUCCGACGACGAGGUGCUGAUGCCGACCGUGCGCGCGCCGAACUUUGCGAAGAUCGCCGCGCGGAGGAAACAACGCGAUGUCGCGAAGGAGGAGCGGGAGGGGAAGAAGCAGAGGAAGUGA